Molecule: messenger RNA, 1164 nt
Organism: Alternaria arborescens
Lineage: Eukaryota; Fungi; Ascomycota; Dothideomycetes; Pleosporales; Pleosporaceae
Product: 1,4-beta-D-glucan cellobiohydrolase
Exons: 1
Coding region: 1-1164 (387 amino acids)
Biological process (GO): cellulose catabolic process
Molecular function (GO): hydrolase activity, hydrolyzing O-glycosyl compounds
Source: RefSeq, a predicted model, not a curated record
AUGGUGCAACUCACACAACUCGUUUUGGCAUCCGCCGCCUUCGCUGGUGCUGUAUCUGCAGCUCCCAAGCCACCUACACCUCCAUCCGUCAACCCUUGGACUGGUAAAGAUCGCUAUGUCGUCCAGAGCUACGGCAAGAAACUCGACCAGACCAUCGCCUCCUUCACGGCCCAGAACGACACCCUCAAUGCGGCGCGCACCCGCACAGUUGCUCAGAAGAUCUCAACCUUCACGUGGGUUACUACACGUGAUGGCCUUAGCCUCAUUCCUACUGCCAUCAAGGAAGCUCGUCAACAAAGGAAGCCCGGAAAGAAGAUGAUCGUUGGUCUGGUCUUGUACAAUUUGCCCGACCGUGAUUGCUCCGCAGGAGAAUCCGCUGGCGAGCUCAGUCUAGCGAACAACGGCCUCGAGAUCUACAAGAAGGAGUUUGUCGACAAGUAUGCCAAGCUUGUUUCCCAGGCCAAAGAUCUCGACUUCGCCAUCGUUCUCGAACCGGACUCCCUUGGUAAUGCCAUUACGAACCAGGGCGUCCCUUUCUGUGCCACCGCUACUCCCGCCUACGAAGAGGGUAUCGCGUACGCCAUUGCCAAGCUGCAGUUCCCCAACGUACAUCUGUACAUGGAUGCUGCGCACGGAGGCUGGCUCGGCUGGGCGGACAACCUGAAGCCCACCGCUCAGAUCUUUGCCAGGGUCGUCGCUAUGGCAAAGAAACUCAACCCCGCCGCCAAGAUCCGGGGUUACUCCACCAACGUUUCCAACUACAACCCCUUCGAAGCUAAAGUACGCGAGAACUACACCGAGUACUCGCCAUCUUGGGACGAGAGCCACUACGCCACCUCGCUCGCUACUUACCUCGAGGCUGAGGGUCUACCAUCCAACUUCAUCAUUGACCAGGGUCGCGUCGCCCUUCCUGGAGCUCGUGCGGAGUGGGGUGAGUGGUGCAAUGUUGAGCCUGCUGGAUUUGGCGCUCUACCCGGUUCGAAGCAGAACAACACCAACGUCGACUCUCUAGUCUGGAUCAAGCCUGGUGGCGAGAGUGAUGGAGCAUGUGGUCUUGCUGGUGCGCCCGCUGCUGGUGCUUGGUUCGAUGAAUAUGUGCAGAUGUUGGUGAAGAAUGCUGAUCCACCACUCGAGCCGACCUACCUGAAGAAGCCUAAGAUCUAG